AUGCAGCCACCUAACGUCUCAUCUCUACAUUCCUCUUUUCAAGCGAUCAUAUCUUCCACAUCCCAAUCUAGCGCAACUGAUAUUUCAAAUCAACCUUGGGUGUUGCAAACCAGCCUACAGCAAAUUGAUAUGUCUGAUGAACCGACCACUUCCCAAGUCAACACACACCCGAUGAUUGAUUCCCAAAAUGCAACUCGAGAUACCAAUGUUUCAAAGAAACCUUCUGAUUUACAAGUCGCAGCUACAAAUGGAUCAGAAAUUGAGAAUCUCUUUUUUAAACGAACUGAAUUGGAAGAUGUCGUACAACAAAAAACAACAAACGUUCGAUUAAAACAAAAGACUUAUGGUGAAGUACUUACAACAGAUGAUGUCUUGAAAAGACUUAAGGAGGCCGAAGAAAUGAAGCAGUUGAAAAAGAAACGUCCAAAAUUACAAAAUACAGAAAUAGAAACGAUAAAGGCGAAAAAAUUAAAAAACAAAAGUGGACUUUUCCUCAAGUGA
Acanthoscelides obtectus is the source of this 501-nucleotide messenger RNA. The record is from the annotation of a GenBank genome assembly. NCBI's taxonomy places the organism in Eukaryota, Metazoa, Arthropoda, Insecta, Coleoptera, Chrysomelidae.